Heterobasidion irregulare TC 32-1 is the source of this 1803-nucleotide messenger RNA. Its product is annotated as receptor-activated Ca2+ cation channel. The record is from RefSeq and is a predicted model, not a curated record. NCBI's taxonomy places the organism in Eukaryota, Fungi, Basidiomycota, Agaricomycetes, Russulales, Bondarzewiaceae. The transcript has 20 exons. The coding region runs from base 1 to 1803 and encodes 600 amino acids.
AUGUCCAAUAACUUUGUCGCUGACGAAAGCGCGUCGGCCACUUCUAUCAAAUCUAUACUGCCCUCGCCAGGAACCCUUGCCAGGCUCAUAAAGCGCCUCAAGUCACUGACUCUUACCUUGCUACCACUCGAAGUCUCUCCUGACGCAAUAAACGAUCCAACAAGCAGGGUCAUCACCCCUCAGGUCAUAUCUGCGUACAUUGCGGCUGCCGGAGAUUUUGUCGAAGCUCUCCCUUAUUGUCUUCUCAGAGCCCGUCAUGAAUUCAUGCUUGAAGCGAACCGAAAUCCGGCAGACUAUGGCGAGAACCGUGGACGAGCCGCUGCAUGCGAGGCCCUUGCCCGCAAAGUUGUACAUCAAGCUCCCCGAGAGAAGUUGACAACUCUCAUGUCGACUCGGUUCAAGCAUCGUCAGCCAGAUGGUGACAUAGAAAUGUCAAGCGCUCUGGAAAUUGCCAUCGACUCUCAUUGUACUAUUUUUUUGUCAUCCAGCGAGGCUCAGGAUGUUGUAGAUUCUCUAUGGCGAGGAGACUUGGUCCAGAAGAAUAACAAGUUCAGUGAUAUUGAUUAUGUUCCCUUUGAUCAGCUCACAGAACAUUCGUUCUGGGGGCAUCUCAACCCAUCCCGACUGGCUGUUCCACGGUAUCAAAAUGGGCUGCGUAUGGUCGUGUGGCUCUUCUUUCUCGCAGUUUACUCACAAGCCGUCCAGGAGCCGCUUGAUCCAUUUGACCCUUUUCACCGCCACCUAGACAUAUGGGAGAUCAUUUUAUACACGAUGUCUUUAGCCUUUAUAUAUAAGUUGCUUCACUUUGCUACUUUCCGUGCUUUCAGUUUCUGGAACUUUGUUUCUUUCGUUACCGAUGGCCUCUUGACAACUGCCUUUGUCCUUCGGAUCACUGGACUGGCAACAGCCAAUCAUGGUGAUACUCUCCGUGUGCGAAGCUUCCAAGUCCUUAGUUAUCUUAUAACUGUGUUCGAUGGCUACAAAUACAUCGGCACGAUGCAAAUUUGCAUUGCUCGCAUGCUCCGUGAAUCAGGCAUUUUCUUCGCGCUGCUUUCUGUGCUAGGGGUUGGCUUUCUGCAAGGCCUCUACGCUCUCGAUGCUGCCGAUGGACAGACUGAAUCUGUCAUGACGGUCGUCAAUGUCAUGGUCCAGUCACUGCUGCACCCUGCGGGGCUUCUGCUCUUUUAUCUCUGGAAUGUGGUGACAGCGAUCGUCUUGCUCAAUGUCCUGAUUUCUCUGUUCUCCUCCGCAUACUCAGAUGUGGUUGAAGAUGCAGAGGCAGAGUUCCUGGCCUACUUUGCCGGCAAAACAGUUUCGUUAAUCAGGACGCCAGAUUCGUUUGUUUAUCCCGCGCCCUUCAACCUCAUUGAGACCCCGUUUAUUGCGCCUUUUGAAUUAUUCCUCAGUUCUUCUGCAUAUGCCACGGUGAUGACAUUAUUUUUACUUCUAUUCUACAACACAGGACUUAUCCUCAAUCGAUAUGUCAUGUCCGUUCUGUUUUUCAUCCCCCUCUCGAUAAUCGCGUUGUACGAAUCGACACGGGGGAACGCAAAGUUCAAGUGGAUGAACGAUUUCAUGAACGGAUCUUUCGAAGAGGAGGACAGCCCUGCCAUUCGUGACCCAGAAGUCGACGAAGGGGACGUGGAUGAAGGAUAUGCAAUCAGCAAGGUACCUUUCUCUGAGCUGAUCAAGGCGUUUCCAGAUACGCAGCAGUCGACUGAGGCCACCAUAACCAAAGAAAUCCACGAGGUUAAAAUUCAGUUGGAUGCACUCAUGAAGCUGUUGGAGGCAAGGUCAGAAUAG